AACAAGGUAGGUGGUGCCUGAGGCAUCCAAUGACAAGCGGCUCCUUGAGAAAGAGGGGGGUACUCCUUGAAAGCAUUGUCCAAUGAAAAUUACCAACGCCAGACACCGAGACAGCGCCGGGGCGGAGGGUACGAUGGAGAAUUUCACGGCACUGUUCGGGGCUCAGGCUGACCCACCACCGCCCCCAACAGCACUCGGCUUCGGACCAGGAAAGCCUCCACCCCCGCCACCGCCUCCUCCGGGCGGGGGACCCGGCACGGCCCCGCCUCCCACCGCGGCCACGGCCCCUCCUGGCGCAGACAAGUCAGGAGCUGGCUGUGGCCCUUUUUACCUUAUGAGGGAACUGCCAGGUAGCACAGAACUGACAGGCAGCACGAAUCUGAUCACACACUACAACUUGGAACAAGCCUAUAAUAAAUUCUGUGGGAAGAAGGUGAAGGAGAAGCUAAGUAACUUCCUGCCUGACCUGCCAGGGAUGAUUGAUCUGCCUGGUUCCCAUGAUAACAGCAGCCUCCGCUCUCUCAUUGAGAAGCCCCCUAUUCUCAGUAGCUCUUUUAAUCCUAUCACAGGGACCAUGCUGGCCGGCUUCCGCCUCCACACUGGCCCGUUGCCGGAGCAGUGUCGUCUGAUGCAUAUUCAGCCUCCCAAGAAGAAGAAUAAGCACAAGCACAAACAGAGCCGUACCCAGGAUCCUGUCCCCCCAGAAACACCAUCUGAUUCAGAUCACAAGAAGAAGAAAAAGAAAAAAGAAGAGGAUCCUGAACGGAAAAGGAAGAAGAAAGAGAAGAAGAAAAAGAAGAACCGACAUAGUCCAGACCACCCAGGUAUGGGCAGCUCCCAGGCCAGCAGCAGCAGCAGCCUACGCUAACAAGACCACUGGACUCUUUGCCAGGAUGGCUUUUCCUGCUGUACUGAACCUGCUGAUAAAAGCUGCCUUCCAGGCUCUUGGACACUGCCUUGGGAGCAUCCUGCAGCUGGGACAGAGGCCAGCUCCUGUUGGGCUCAGUUGAGACUAAGUAAAUUAGGAGAGAGAGGGACAUGCUUUUGUAGGCUCAUCCCAGUUGGUUUUCUCAUGGACAUCUCUUCCUCUCCCAGGAAGCUUACAAUUUUCUUCUCUCUCUUUUGUGCAAUUUGUCUGAUUUAGGACUUGUUCUUUCUUUAAAAAAAAAAAAAAUUACAUAUAUCAAA
This is a messenger RNA of Symphalangus syndactylus (siamang), 1188 nucleotides long. It is a transcript of the gene MED19, whose product is annotated as mediator complex subunit 19. Gene Ontology annotation, biological process: positive regulation of transcription by RNA polymerase II. Gene Ontology annotation, cellular component: mediator complex. Lineage: Eukaryota; Metazoa; Chordata; Mammalia; Primates; Hylobatidae. Gene Ontology annotation, molecular function: transcription factor binding; transcription coregulator activity. The record is from RefSeq and is a predicted model, not a curated record.